Messenger RNA from Pneumocystis carinii B80, 554 nucleotides. RefSeq lists its product as hypothetical. The coding region runs from base 45 to 509 and encodes 154 amino acids. NCBI's taxonomy places the organism in Eukaryota, Fungi, Ascomycota, Pneumocystomycetes, Pneumocystales, Pneumocystaceae. Gene Ontology annotation, molecular function: nucleic acid binding. The transcript is spliced from 4 exons. The record is from RefSeq and is a predicted model, not a curated record.
AAAGAAGAUUAAGUGAAUUAUAUAGAUUAAUGAAUUAGAAAGACAUGAAAACACCGCCUUUUUCAACAAUAAAAACAGAUAAUAAAGUUUAUGUAAAGAAAUCCAGUAAAAUUCGUAGUAUUGUUUCUCGUGGAUUAUAUGUUUUAACUGAACGAGAAUUUGAAAGCACAUUCACUGUUGAAGCACAAGGUUUAAGUAUAGGAAAAGCAGUGACAAUCAUUGAGAUCCUAAAAAGACGAUUAAGAGACGCAGAGCUUUCAUUUUGGCAAUAUAAUCAACUUGACAAUGCUAAUGCAAGUAUGCCUCAUGCAGACAGUAUGACCAACAAUGAACGUUUUUUGAACCUAGAAAUUGGAUGUGCAAAAGAUUGUGUAAAAAAUGUAAAAACUAAAAUUAUCCCAGUAUUAAGAAUGAAAUUAAGUAGAAUCCCAUUAGAUCUAACAGGUGGAUGGAGAGAACAAUUGAAUCACCAUUCAUCAAAAGAUAGUAGUAUACAACAGAUAAAUUGAUAAUGAAAAGCCGAAAAUUCUGAAUAAUAAAUAUUUUAUAAAUAA